Eutrema salsugineum is the source of this 963-nucleotide messenger RNA. Its product is annotated as FBD-associated F-box protein At4g10400. The coding region runs from base 1 to 963 and encodes 320 amino acids. Gene Ontology annotation, molecular function: protein binding. The transcript has a single exon. NCBI's taxonomy places the organism in Eukaryota, Viridiplantae, Streptophyta, Magnoliopsida, Brassicales, Brassicaceae. The record is from RefSeq and is a predicted model, not a curated record.
AUGGACAGAAUCAGUGAGUUGCCUAAUGACUUGCUGGUGAAGAUAUUAUCGUUUCUUCCAACCAAAGUUGCUGUGUCCACUAGCAUCUUGUCGAAACAGUGGGAUUUUCGUUGGAUGUGGUGGCUUCCUAAACUUGAGUACACUAUUAGUUGUUAUUCAAAGUCUGAAUGCGAGAGGUUAAAGUGUUUUCUUGACAGAAAUCUGCCAUUACAUAGAGCUCAGGUUAUUGAAAGCUUCCGUCUCGGGUUUUAUUAUCCACAUUUUGAACCUGGAGAUAUCAGACUGUGGGUUCUAACUGUAGUUUCUCGCUGUGUCCGUGGGGUGGAGAUUUCUUAUUAUUCUGAUUACAAGAACAAGCAGGAUAUAUUGCCGAGUAACUUGUAUACCUGCAAAACGCUCGUGACCUUGAAACUCUAUGGACCGAUUCUUGUGGAUGUUCCUCGUAUGGUUUGCCUUCCUUCUCUGAAAACUUUGCGACUUGAAGAGAUGGUAUACUCCAGUGAAGAUUCUCUUCAACGGCUUCUAUCUAAUUGCCCUGUUCUUAAAGAUCUAUAUGUGAAAAGACGUGCAUGUGAUAAUGUGAGAAGGUUCAUUGUUAUUGUCCCAUCUUUGAAACGUUUAACAUUCCUUGAAGGUGAUUAUUUAGAUGAGAUUGUGGUAAAGACUCCUUCUUUGAAGUACUUGAAACUUGAGUAUUUUAAUUCUAAGAUUCCCCACUGUUUGAUUGAGAAUAUGCCUAAGCUGAGGGAGGCCUAUGUAGAUUUUAACUUUCCUAUUCUCGAGAGGCUUAUUGGAUCAAUCACAUCUGUCAAGCGUCUUACAUUAUGCCAAGUAGACAACAGGUCAGAGGUGAUAAUUUUUCUCAACUCUAUGGCUUUAAACUCAUCUACAGAAUCUUCUGUUAGUGUACGUGGUGAUGGUCUUGUCUUCAAGGAUGUUCUCUUUCGCCGUAUCUCUUUUUGA